Schistosoma rodhaini is the source of this 4736-nucleotide messenger RNA. Lineage: Eukaryota; Metazoa; Platyhelminthes; Trematoda; Strigeidida; Schistosomatidae. The record is from the annotation of a GenBank genome assembly.
CUUAAUCAGAUCCUCAGAAACAAUGAAAGAUAUGCUGUCUAUGAUGAAAGUCUAACGUAUAAAACAUUCACAUUCUGAGAUUUUAUCCACAGUAGUGUAAAUUAACUUUUCGUUACUUUAUUGGAUCUUGGAUCUUAUGUGUUGCCCAUUGUUUUUAAGUGCGUCACUUUUGACGUUUGGCGCGUGAUGUCUACUCCGGAGAGUGUUCUGUUACCGGAUGGCCGGAGAAUUGGGGAUCUAAAGGUUGCUGAUCUCCGAAACCAACUGGAGAUUAGGGGUCUUAGUCGCUCAGGAGUAAAAAAAGAUUUGUGCGCACGCCUAUCAGAUGCUGUGGAUGGAGAGUUGCGUCAAGUGAGAAAUGAGUCUGGGUGUGUUGCUAUGUCUGUAAAAUCAGAAGACCCUGUUGGUGGUACUAAUAAUGCACAGAAUGAAGAUGCUUUAGAAAUUGACGCAGUCGCAUCGGACGAGGAAGUUACCGAAGUAUCUACAUCUGCUGAUGUAUCCGAAGUCAACAUUGAAAUAGAUGUAAGUUUAACUGUUAGUAUUUGAUACUUGAUAUAAUAUGUUCUUAGUAGCGUAGGAAACAUCAGUUGUAGUAUGAUAGUGUAUAGAUGUUUAUAGAUUUUAGAUCAUUUGUAGCAUUGAUAGUGGAUUUAUCCAAUUAUAUGUCAUUUUAUUAAUAUUUUUUGUUGUUGAAUAUGUUUAUAACUUACCGAAAACCUUCCUUCUUAAACCUUCGUCACUGGUGUUUGUUUUACCUUUUUUGUACUUGCCUAAAUGUACUCCUUGUUCCUGUUUAUACUCGCUAGUCGUUCACACAUGAGAUGGUCGCAUUCUGACUACGCGUUUGUUAGACAGCACGCUUACUGAUAUCACCUAAUCAGUCAAUUGGGGCAACUUAUAAUCCAAUGAUAUAUGGCCUUUGAUUAUAACGAUGGUUAUACUUUUCGAAAUUCAAAUCUGUAACCCUUCUUACUAUGCUGGUCGUGUUGUAUAUGGAUUGUGUUGAGAAAAACUUCAUAUUUAGAAACUAUUGACAGUUGUUACGCAAGCUCUGUUUUUUUCACUAACCUAUGCUGAAAUAAAAAGAUAUUUUAACAACAUAAAUAUUUAGUAUCUUUAAAACCAAACUGUUGUCUAAAAUGUCUUUAUCAAACAAAAUCGAUUGUAUUUUUCAUGUUUCUUACUUGACAUACUGUCCUUUUUCACUCAAUAUGUCAGUUUUCGUUUUUUGUACAAUCACAAUUGCAAAACGUUAAUGAUUCAAUCUCACAUAAACUAAGAUGCUUGUUUCUAUUUCAAACUUUAUUUGUUGUCUUAUUUUCUAAAAAUCUGUAGUGUUCCAUCUCUUAUUCUAUUAGUGUCGUUUAUUAAUCUGGUUACUUUAAAAAAAUCAUUCAUUCCUUCUUUCAGUAUUGUACCACUUUCAAAAUUCAACAAUCCACCAUACCCUGAUUGUAAUAUUUCUUAAUUUUGACAAUAACUUCUUUUUGAAAGACAUUCCACAUGAUAACUUGUUCUGCAAAUCACUUUUCCUGUUCCUAUUGUUAUUGUUACCAGCCCACUUAUUGAUCUUCUUGGCUUCAUUUGAUAAAUAUUUUCAAGUGACAAUUAAGUAAAUGACACUUCAAAACAUUACUCAUUCUCUGUUACCAAAAAAUUGACAAUUAUGUGAUGAAAGACCUAUGGACAUGAUAAUACGGAACAACUUAUUUUUAUACAUCUCGAUAUUCGAUGGUAUAAUUCACAGAAGAACCGCGUAUAGUGAUGUGUACUCUACGUGAUCUGUCAAGUAUAUGUAGAAACAAAAAGUUUCAGAAGUCUGAAAGUCUUUGUAAGUCGCCAUCUGUAUCCUCCGAAUCUAAACCAGAUCCUAGCAACUCAGAAAUGUCGGCCGAAGUCUCUAAUUUCGAGGUUAUAGAAGAUACACAGGUUUCAGACCCACCUGUUUCGAUUACGACUGAUACUAAAACAAAAAUGGAAACACAACCAAUACGUAGAAGACAGUGGGGGUCCCGCUCAACCACGAGCACUCCAUCAUUGUCUUCAGAAUCGUUAGAGAAGCUCAUACCAUCUUCAUGUUGGAUAAGAAAUAAAAAUACUGUGAUAGAUAAUGGCAAUGAUGAAGUUUCACGCACAUCACCUGUGUCUUUUCCGGACACCGCCAGCCAUAUUGAUGAUUUAAAUGAAAAGUGUGAAUCGUUUAAUGAUGAUGAUAAUACGAAGGAGGAAAAUAAUGAAUUUGAUCAUAAAAUAAAAAAUAAAUUAUUUACUGAUCAUAAAAAUAAUCAUAAUAUUAAUGAAGAAGAUAGUUCCAACAAUAGUAAUAAUGAUAAUAAUAAUAAUGAUAGUGAUCGUUUGCAUCUUGAGCGUGAGCCUGAAUUAGAAGUGGAUGCAGUUGUAGAAAAUAUGGAUACUUAUGAUGAUAAUAAUAACUCUAUUGAAGAAGUUUCAAUUGCAUAUGAUUCUCGUACUGUUCAUUUAACAUCAUCUGAUAUAAGCCCAAAAUUAGAUGUGAUUAUCAAGCGUGGAUGUGUGGUUAACACUAAUUCUACUACAACAACAACUACUAAUAUGACACCAUCAACAACAAUAACUAUUGCUGCUAUAACUACAAGUAUAAAUGUUAAUAAUUCUACUAUUACACAGUCUACUAAUCAAAUGACAACAAAAAUAGGAGAAGGACUGCAAUCUAAUUCAUCAUCAAAUCUAACAAAAAAAUCACCACCGCCUAAACGUAAAGGUCCUAAAGAAACAAAGGCUGUAGGUUAUUUGGUCGAACCACCAGAGCGUAUUGAGCCCAUGCAACCUGCUAAGCAUCCACAAACAGAUAUUGUUUAUAUUCACUUUCUUGUACGACCAUUCACUGCUGAACAAUUGCGUCAAAUGGUUGUAACUCAUUUCGGUCCAGUUGUUGAUCUAUGGCUAGAUAAAAUCAAAUCAUCUUCACUUAUACGCCUGCAAACAGUUGAAUAUGCUGCAAAAUGUCGUGACGGACUAGAUGGCAGUCGUUGGCCAUCAAUGAACCCACGUGUGCUACGCUGCGACUACGCAAGUACAGAUUUAUUUGAAUGGAUGAAAGUCAACGGAGAUUCUGGUGAUCUUCAACCACCGAAGCAUUUGUUACUUGGUGAUGCUUUUUCAUCAAAUACAGAUACUUCCGUAGUGAAAGCUGAUAAAUCGGAUAAUGGUUUUACGACAUCCACAGACCAAGAUAAAAAGCCAACUGAUUUAAGACGAAAAUUAGAACGAAGCAAUCGAGAUAUAGAACAGCCUCUUUUAGUUACUAAAUCUCGACAAGGUGAAAAUAAAGAGUGUCCAAUAACUGAAGCGAAACCUAAAAGCGAAGAACCUGCAAAAUUGUUGAACAAUUUAUUUCGUAAGACAAUCGCCACUCCUUCUGUCUAUUGGCUUCCUUUAACAUCGGAACAGGUUAAUCGACGAAUGAAAAAAUCAGUUGCUGAUAAACCAGAUGCCAAAAAGAUCACAAGUCGACAUUCCUCACAUCAGUCAGAAGAGGCAGUACAAAAAACAACCCGUAGUCCAUUUGCUAAUUCUUCCUCCUCUUCGACUUCUCCUCCUCCCUAUCCUCCUGGUCGUAUUCCCAGUCAAUCUCGCAGAAAUCCAACCACAGAUCGUAGCUCUAAACCAAAAAUUCCGGAUGCAAAGUCGUUCUCUACCUCUAAAUCGAGUAGUGACAAUGUCAGACAUAAUUCGACAAAAAAACCAGUAUCAAGUAAUGUAUUGUGCGACAGUAAAGGUUCAACCACUGAAUCUAAACCGAAAUCUAUCAGAGAUCCAAAAGGUGAGAGUCGUGACAUCAUAGCAGACGACAAUAAACAACAUGGUCGGUCGUCGAAACCAGAUACUUCAUCUAACAAUACUACUUUGUUGAAAAGUGAUAAGCCAUCUGAUAGUAGUCGCAAAAAAGAAUUGUCUCCAACUACACAUACACGAAAACGCCGUUACUCAAAAACAGAUAGCGAUGAUAAAGAAGCGAUUCCUUCAAAACAGAGUCGACCGAGCUUAACAUCAUCUGGUGAUUCAUCUGUCGUAGGUGAAGCAUUGGCAGCUUAUAAAAAGAACCAUACGGGGACACAACAUCAUCGUUCGGAUCACCGUAGACGUUCGUCCAGCAAUCGUCGUAGCUCUCCAAACCAUCGAAGUAACUUUAAGAGUAGUUUUCCAGAAGGACCUCGUGUCAAAGACAAGACGGAUUCCAUUUCAUAUUCUCGUGACAGCGGUCGACGUCGUUCACGUUCAUUUAACCAAAGACAUCGUUCUCGAUCUACUGACCGUAGAGAUCGUUCCUCAUCAAAUCGUUAUCGGUCACGACGUUGACAUUGUGUCUUAUAUCAUUUGAUUCAAUAUUCAUACACAUACAUACUAAUGCAUUGUAUAUGGCAUAAAACCUCGUCGUUUUUUUGCUGGCGUUUCCUUCUUGUGUUAUAAUUCUUCACUUUGUUUUCCGAAAAAAUAAUUGUUUUGUCAUUUUAUGAAGACAUUGUCCGUUCAAUGAAAUAUAAACAUGAAAUUUUAUUCAUUUUGCAUUUCCACAUUUAAAAAAUUGGAGUGAGAAAAAUCGACAUUAUCCUAUUCGUGAUUUUGAUUUAUUAAUUGUUCAACUGUAGUAGUUUCACAUGAAAACUAGGUCGAUGUUUUCCCGUGUGGAACUCCAGGAAAUAUUCAUCUUUUAUUGGAAAUGAAUCUUUUCCCGUAGUAAAUUACCCAUCGUU